UCUGUCCCACUACUGGUAGCGUUACUACUAUUGGUUUGGUUGAUUGAUUGACAUUUCUUCCUGGGUCCUUUUCCUUUUUCAUUUUUUUCCCGGCUUUUUAUUGUCUUCCACAACUUAAGAGUUUCACUUAUUCGGAGAAAUUUUUGUUUCUUUUAUCUUUCUAUUGUCUUCUUGGGUAAUUUGUAUUAGUUUGAAAGUUGUGGGUCUCUGCAUUGUGGAGAAGAAUUUGAGAGAAGAGAAUGAGUGGAGGCGGAGAAGCGGAAGGGACGACCCUGGAGUUCACUCCGACGUGGGUGGUCGCUGCCGUCUGCACCGUUAUCGUCUCCCUCUCACUCGCUGCCGAACGCAUCCUUCACUACACCGGAAAGUAUCUGAAGCACAAGAAUCAGAAGCCUUUGUAUGAAGCUUUGCAGAAGGUUAAAGAAGAAUUGAUGCUGUUGGGUUUUAUAUCACUGCUGUUGACUGUGUUUCAAGGAAGCAUAGUCAAAUUAUGUGUGAAAGAAUCUGUAACGCUGCACCUCCUGCCAUGCUCAUCGAACGAGAGGAAGGGAUCUUCUCACACUAUUCCGGAAACACCUGCUCAUCGGCGCUUACUUGCAGAGGGUUCAGCUAAUGCUGGUUAUUGUGCUGCAAAGCACAAGGUCCCACUGUUAUCAGUUGAGGCAUUGCAUCAUCUCCACAUCUUUAUUUUUGUUCUAGCCAUUGUACAUGUGACUUUUUCGGUGCUCACUGUUGUGUUUGGAGGGGCAAAGAUACGUCAAUGGAAGCACUGGGAGGACUCAAUUGCAAAAGAUAAUUAUGACAGCCAACACGUUCUUAAACCAAAGAUCACUCAUGUUCAUCAACAUGAUUUUAUCAAGAACAGAUUCUUGGGUUUGGAGAGACAUUCGAGAAUUUUGGGUUGGUUUCAUUCCUUUUGUAAGCAAUUUUAUGGUUCUGUGACCAAGUCAGAUUAUGUUGCACUCAGAUUGGGUUUCAUUAUGACACACUGCAGGGGAAACCCAAAGUUUAAUUUUCACAAGUACAUGAUUCGCGCUCUAGAAGAUGAUUUCAAGACUGUUGUUGGCAUAAGUUGGUAUUUGUGGAUUUUUGUGGUUGUAUUCCUGUUGUUGAACGUCAAUGGUUGGCAUACUUACUUUUGGAUAGCAUUUAUUCCUUUCAUUCUUCUACUUGCUGUUGGCACAAAGUUGGAGCACAUAAUUUCUCAGUUGGCUCAUGAGGUUGCUGAGAAGCACGUAGCUAUAGAAGGUGAAUUAGCAGUACAGCCUUCGGAUGAUCACUUUUGGUUCCACCGACCCCAAAUUGUCCUAUUCUUGAUACAUUUCAUUCUCUUCCAAAAUGCAUUUGAGAUUGCAUUUUUCUUCUGGAUAUGGGUUCAAUAUGGCUUUGACUCUUGCAUUAUGGGGCAAGUCCGUUACAUUGUCCCCAGGCUCAUCAUAGGGGUUUUUAUUCAGGUACUCUGCAGUUACAGCACCUUGCCGCUUUAUGCAAUUGUUACUCAGAUGGGCACCCAUUUCAAGAAGUCAAUAUUUGAUGAACAUGUGCAAGUUGGCCUUCUUGGAUGGGCUCAGAAGGUGAAACAAAAGAAGGGAUUGAAGGGUCCACUUGGUGGAGCGAACCAAAGAAAUUCAACUGAGGGUUCUAGCGCGGGAGUACAGAUGGGUGGAAUUGGGCGUAAGGAACCAGAAGAUGUAUAGCUUCAAAUGGCUUCUUGGAGAACUGAAGAGGAAUGUGUUGUACUUUGGGUUUAGUCUAAGAGCAUGUUUGUAGGAACUUCGUGUGUCACCAUUUGCCGAGUUGUUACUCCGGUGGCUUUUACCUUGACCAUUAUUAGGAAUGCCCGAACCUGAAAAAUCUGAUCCCGGGAUGGUAGCAUGUUUAUAAGAAUUUUUUUGUUUAUUGCGUUUACAAAGGUGCGAAUCUGAACGUCAUAUGAAACUGUGCUUGCUCAA
Messenger RNA from Coffea eugenioides, 1952 nucleotides. RefSeq names its product MLO-like protein 1. Lineage: Eukaryota; Viridiplantae; Streptophyta; Magnoliopsida; Gentianales; Rubiaceae. Gene Ontology annotation, cellular component: membrane. Gene Ontology annotation, biological process: defense response. The coding region runs from base 240 to 1697 and encodes 485 amino acids. The record is from RefSeq and is a predicted model, not a curated record. The transcript has 14 exons.